Molecule: messenger RNA, 2498 nt
Organism: Biomphalaria glabrata
Lineage: Eukaryota; Metazoa; Mollusca; Gastropoda; Planorbidae
Product: glycoprotein 3-alpha-L-fucosyltransferase A-like
Exons: 7
Coding region: 461-1702 (413 amino acids)
Cellular component (GO): membrane
Molecular function (GO): alpha-(1->3)-fucosyltransferase activity
Source: RefSeq, a predicted model, not a curated record
CAAACAAAUACAAGUGCUCCAUCUUUCUAAGUGGCGUUCUCCUAGCACUGAACUACUUGCGUCUAAACAUCGUACACAAGAUUAUCACGUGACUUAAGCUUAGCAAGCUCUUCUCUCUGAUGGAAGUCUGAAAACUAAAAAAAGCAAAACGAAUAGUUGGAUAAGAAAGCAAACAAUUAAUGAAUUGAAACGAUGAACUACAGAUCGAUAGUCUUCUUCUCUCGCUCUCACCGCGUUCUUCUCGCCCGGCUAUUCUCGUGAUCGCUUGAUUGCUGGAUCUUUGUCUGUGCUGUCAGGUGAGUGGAACCAAGCACAGCGUUUGAUACACAGGUGCGAAGGCGGUGAGCGCUUUUGGUGGUGACUUCUCUCGUGGACUGGACACUAGUUGAGGUGAAUGACUUAAAGUCCUUGUGGUGGAGGGAGCUGGACUAACUCUUGAAAGGCGCACUAAUGACCAGAGAUGAUGCAUCUUCGUCUGAGUUUCUGUCGCACCAACAUGAUUAGGAGAAAAUGGAAGAAGUUUUUGAAGUUUCUGCUCAGCUCUGUCAUCGUCAGCUUCUUCUUUCUAUUGGUCAUUGCCUCAACUGAACAGAUGUGUCCGCCAGAGGGCUGCGGCCAGCCAGGCGAGUUCAUACAAAAACUCCCUCAAAGAGUGAUCAGACCAAACUCGGAAGUGAAAAGAAUUUUGAGGUGGACUGGAUUCUUUGAUGACGUGACUUGGGAGGAGACAGACGACUCUUAUUUCAGGCCUUGUAAAGUCAAAGAAUGCACGAUGACCAACGACCGGACAUUGUUUGACCAAAGUGAUGCCGUGCUCUUUCACGCAGGUGCUCUAUGGAAUUUCUGGAAAGGAAGCCGCAUGCCAAGCAAGCGUCACGCUUACCAGACCUGGAUUCUGCAUAACAUUGAGCCUCCUCCCAGAGUGCCACUGAAUUUAGUUCCAUUUUACGGAGUUUUUAAUUGGACUGCUUGGUACAGAAGAGAUUCUGAUGUCCCGGUCUCUUACGGAGGUUAUACCAGCCUACCACUUCCGCCCAGCAUCAAAUUUAACAAAUCUUUGAAGACAAAUUGGGCCAAGGAGAAUAACCGCUUCUCAGCAUGGAUGUCCAGCAAUUGUUUUGAUUAUAAUAGGAGGCAGCUGGUCAUCAAAGAACUGAAGUCCUAUUUGGGUCAAGACAUGGACCUGUAUGGCAAGUGUGGCGGCAAGAGAUGCCCGGAGACCAUCUGUUACGACACACUCUCAAACUACAAGUUCUUCUUCGCUUUUGAGAACUGCAACUGCAAGGACUACAUCACGGAGAAGUUCUGGGCUGCACUUCUCAGGCGGCAGGUUCCGGUCGUCUUCGGCGGCAGCUCGUCCUUAGACUACGCCAAAAUCGCCCCACCCUACUCGUACAUCCACGUGAAGGACUUUAAAGACGUGAAGUCGCUGGUGGACUACCUGCGCUACCUCGACCAGAACGAGACGGCCUACAACAAGUACCUGGACUGGACCGUGGACCACGACGUGUACAGCGAGGUGCCGGCCAGGCGGAAGUGGUGGUGUGACCUGUGUGAGGCGCUGCACAACAAGUCCAAGCCGGCCCAGGUGUACACGGAUAUCUCUGGAUGGAUGCAAGAUGACCGGUGUCCACAGUGGUCGCUUGCUAACCAACUGGGUAGAUUGUUGGAUGGAGUCAAGAUAUCAUUAGGACUUCUUUAACUCUUCAGAACAGGUUUUUACUUCCAGAAGUCUGACUCGCUAUUUCUGUCCAACAGGACCUUACUUGCAGCAUACCAAAAUAAAGGGAAUUGAUUGGUUCUCAAGAUGUGUCCAAUUUGUAACUAAUGCACAGCCUGUCAGGAGUCAUGUUUAUUGUUUAUAUAACACACAUUGUUCGUAUAUUGAAUUUGGUUCGACCAAAAUAUAAAAAAUUUCAGUCUUGUUUUCAAUAUCUAGCGUCCGUGUGCCUUAGCGUUAAAUCAUUGAUGCAAUAAAAACUAUAUCCAAUAUGGUGCAGUUGAAUAGAUCUAGUUUGAAUAAUUUAAAACGUAAUAUAACAUGUUGAAUAAAUUUAUAAUUCUAUAUGUCACACUGAAGCCUAGUGUUUUAUACCGUCCUCUGAUAGAGCAAAAGUUUCAAUAUAUAUGUAGAGAAUAUCAUGUCCUACAAGUAUCCUAUAAGGGGUACAGUUGUGCGACAGUCUAACCACAUUUGUUUUUGCCAUUAGAGUUGAGAUUGGGUCACAUGAAACUCUAGCCUAUUGGAAGUUCCCUCAAUCGGCCUGUGUGAACGAUUAAACAAUUGUUUAUAUGGAAGAUGUACCAAGCAGGCGUUAUAAAUGCUUUCUUUUUCGUGCGGGGGGGGGGGAGGUAUGUCACUAAGACAUUUGAAACUAAAGUCGAGACCGAAGACCGAGCAUUCCUAGCAGGUCUCGACGUUUCCUUUGUUGAAACAUAUCGGCCAUGCGAAGUCUAACCAUCUCCGCCAGUGCAAUGGACUCUGUUCCUUAUUACCC